Messenger RNA from Cydia amplana, 2480 nucleotides. Its product is annotated as lamin-C-like. Gene Ontology annotation, molecular function: structural constituent of cytoskeleton. The coding region runs from base 125 to 1972 and encodes 615 amino acids. The transcript is spliced from 10 exons. Lineage: Eukaryota; Metazoa; Arthropoda; Insecta; Lepidoptera; Tortricidae. Gene Ontology annotation, biological process: heterochromatin formation; nuclear envelope organization; nuclear pore localization. The record is from RefSeq and is a predicted model, not a curated record. Gene Ontology annotation, cellular component: nuclear envelope; nuclear lamina.
CUUGGGUUUGGUUGGUCGGUUCGCUGUGAGUUUCUCGGAGUUACGCUUGCCUUUCCGAGUUGAGCUCGCGUGGAUUGUAUUUUUGUGCUAAUACUGAGUGUCGUGACUUAAAAACUGUUCGACAAUGUCGUCCAAAACAAAAAAGACUGUGACAUCUUCGUCAAAUAUAAGUGUUGUGUCAUCCGUUCAGAGCCCACAACAAUCAAGCACUCCUGUUGGAAGCCGCCCUUCUAGCUCUGCCGGCCGGCCCAGCAGCCCGCUUAGUCCUACAAGACACACCCGCUUACAAGAAAAAGAUGCGCUACAAAACUUGAACGAUCGUCUGGCGGCCUAUAUUGAUAAGGUCCGCCAGCUUGAAAGCGAAAAUUCUGGUUUACGACGAGAGAUCCAAACUACACAGGAGGUGGUCACACGUGAAGUUUCAAACAUCAAGGGAAUGUACGAGCAUGAACUACAAGAUGCUAGAAAGUUGUUAGACGAUACAUCCAGAGAAAAAGCAAAGUUAGAGAUUGAUUUGAAGCGAUUGUACGAAGAGAACGACGACCUUAAGAAGCGCUUGGACAAGAAGACCAAAGACUGCACCCAGGCGGAGAACUUGGCUCGUCACUACGAGACCCGCUUCACGGAGGAGAGCAACAAGUACAACUCGGCCCUCGCCGACAAGAAGAAGGCCCAAGAUGAAGCCAGGGAACUCGCCAAAGAGCUGGAGAAGCUCCGCAAGGUGUACGCGGACACCCGCAAGACCCUGGAGGAGGAGAUGCUGUGCCGCAUCGACAUGGAGAACACCGUGCAGAGCCUGCGCGAGGAACUCUCCUUCAAGGACCAGGUGUUCCAGCAGGAGCUGCAGGAGACCCGCACCCGUCGCCAGGUCGAGAUCUCCGAGAUCGAUGGACGCCUGGCGCAGCAGUAUGAGGCCAAGCUGCAGCAGAGCCUUCAGGAGCUGCGCGAGCAGCAGGAGGCCAACAUCAAGGCUAAUCGCGAAGACAUCGAGGCCAUGUACGAGAACAAGAUGAAGAAUCUGCACGCGGCCGCCAACCGCAACAGCAACGCCGCCACUGUGGCCGUGGAGGAGCUCCGCACCAUGCGCACACGCAUCGACUCGCUCAACUCCACGCUCAACGACCUGGAGAACAAGAACGCGGCGCUCAGCAACCGUUGCCGCGAGCUGGAGCGUCAGCUGGAGUCGGAGCGCGCGCGCCACGCCGAGGACCUGGCCUCGCUGGAGCAGGAGCUGGCCCGGCUGCGGGACGAGAUGGCCGCGCAGCUGCGCGAGUACGCCACGCUCAUGGACAUCAAGAUCUCGCUCGACCUCGAGAUCGCCACCUACAGGACGCUGCUCGAGGGCGAGGAGGACAGGCUGAACCUGACCUCGCAGUCGCCGGGGCGCAGCGAGUCGCGCGCGUCCGCCUCAGGCGCGAGCGUGAGCGGGCGCGGCACGCCGGGCCGCCGCGCCACGCCGCUGCGCGCCGCGCGCAAGCGCACGCUGCUCGACGAGAGCGAGGAGCGCAGCCUCUCCGACUACAGCGUCACCUCCAGCGCUAAGGGCGACCUGGAGGUGGCCGAGGCCUGCCCCGACGGCAAGUUCGUCAAGAUCCGCAACAAGGGGAAGAAGGAGCAGAGCCUGAGCGGCUACCAGGUGGUCCGCAAGGCGGGCGAGCAGGAGACCAUCUUCAAGUUCCACCGCACCGUGAAGCUGGAGCCGGGCGCGGUGGCCACGGUGUGGUCGGCCGACGCGGGCGCCGAGCACGACCCGCCGCGCGACAUCGUCAUGAAGGGCCAGAAGUGGUUCGUCGCCGACAACUUCACCACCGCGCUGCUCAACAAUGAACAGGAGGAGGUCGCCAUUUCGGAGCGCCAGCGGAGACAGGUCAGCACGAGCGCGCAGCGACACCGCGAGCUGGCGCACAAGUUCCCACGUCGCGAGCAGCUGGGUGAGAUUCGCGAGGGUGACGAGAACUGCCGCAUCAUGUAACGGACUCGCCGCCAUCGCCAGGUGCCUCCCCACCAGUUACGCAAUAGGAUUCCUUGCAGCACGACACCAGACUCACGUGGCCGUGGCCUAAAUUGGGCUUUUCUUGUGCUAAAAGUUAAAGUGCAGCCACCCACCUACCCGCGGCUCACCCCUGUGCGGUAUUAACGUGAGCACGACUUAGACCACGGCCAAAGUAUUUCAAAAAUGUUCACGGGACGAUUGCUAGAACUUGACUGGCUUGAAUUAAUUAUGUGUGAGCUUUAGGGAAUUGAUUUUAGUUGGAAACGAUCAAUAUUUUGAUGUCAAAUGACAUGUUUUUUUAUGAGUGAAUAAUUUAAUGUAAAUGUACAGGCUUUUGGUACGAUUGUUGGUGCUUUAGAAAUAAAGUUACGUCCCGUUUCUCUAUUUACUUAAAAGCUGGUUGGAGCACUGAUUAAAUUUACCAGAUAGACUUGUGUUAGAUUGACUGAGUCAAGUGCAAGUAAGAGCACAGCCUUAUAACUCCGAU